This is a messenger RNA of Falco peregrinus (peregrine falcon), 9845 nucleotides long. It is a transcript of the gene IPO8, whose product is annotated as importin 8. Gene Ontology annotation, biological process: protein import into nucleus. Gene Ontology annotation, cellular component: nuclear envelope; cytosol. The record is from RefSeq and is a predicted model, not a curated record. The transcript is spliced from 25 exons. The coding region runs from base 574 to 3537 and encodes 987 amino acids. Gene Ontology annotation, molecular function: small GTPase binding. Lineage: Eukaryota; Metazoa; Chordata; Aves; Falconiformes; Falconidae.
GGCCGGGGGCGGCGGCGUCCCCCGGCGGAGCGGGCCCUUCCGCGCCGGCUGUCAGCGGCCGCCCCGCCGCGCCGCUGGCCCGGGCGCUCGGCAGGGCCGGGCGGGGACGGCCUGGCAGCGGGACCCCCGGCCGGGCUCUGCCGGCUACCGCAGCCUCCGGGUGGCGGCGGGGAGCGCGGCCGCGGUGCGCGGCGGGCGGGCUGGGUGCCCGCACGGGGCUGCGUGCAGCGUUGCGGGAGCGGGGCGCGCCGCAGCGGAGCGGGGCCGUGUCCCCUCGGCGUGGCCCGCGCGGUGGCGGUGCGGGACGGGACGGCGCUGCUCGCCCCCCGCGCUGCUCGCCCUGGCUCCCGCAGGCGGCAGGUAGCAGUGGCGCUCCGGGGUUAGUUUCGUCCCGUUCAGCACCGUGCCCAGUACAACUUGGAGGAAGGCACGUUAGGCUUUCACGGGUAGUAUUUGUCACAGCACCCCACGUCCUAUAAGAUCAUCAAUUUUGCUCCAAGUCUACUGCAAAUCAUAGUAUCAGAUCAAGUUGAAUUUCCAGUGCGUCAAGCAGCUGCCAUUUACCUGAAGAACAUGGUGACACAGUACUGGCCGGAUCGUGAACCACCUCCUGGAGAAGCAGUAUUUCCAUUCAACAUUCAUGAAAAUGAUCGUCAGCAGAUUCGUGAUAACAUUGUGGAAGGAAUAAUCCGUUCUCCUGACUUAGUGAGAGCCCAGCUGACGAUGUGCCUCCGUGCUAUCAUUAAACAUGACUUUCCUGGCCAUUGGACAGCUGUGGUAGACAAGAUAGGCUACUACCUGCAGUCUCAGAACAGUGGGAGUUGGCUUGGGAGCCUCCUGUGCCUGUAUCAGCUGGUGAAGACUUAUGAAUACAAAAAAGCAGAGGAGCGAGAUCCUCUCAUAGCAGCAAUGCAAAUAUUUUUGCCUCGGAUCCAGCAGCAGAUGAUCCAGCUUCUGCCUGAUAACUCUCAUUAUUCUGUACUGCUUCAGAAACAAAUCUUAAAAAUCUUCUAUGCUCUUGUUCAGUAUGCAUUGCCGCUCCAGUUGGUGAAUAACCAGACUAUGACUCAGUGGAUGGAGAUCUUCCGUACUAUCAUUGACAGAAAUGUCCCUCCAGAGACUUUGCAGAUUGACGAAGAUGAUAGACCGGAGCUGGUGUGGUGGAAAUGCAAGAAGUGGGCACUGCAUAUUGUAGCUCGUCUUUUUGAACGGUAUGGAAGUCCUGGAAAUGUAACUAAAGAAUACUUCGAAUUCUCAGACUUCUUUUUAAAAACAUAUGCUGUGGGCAUACAACAGGUUCUCUUAAGAAUCUUAGACCAAUACAGGCAAAAAGACUAUGUUGCGCCACGUGUUCUUCAGCAAACAUUAAAUUAUCUGAACCAGGGGGUUAUUCACUCUGUAACAUGGAAGCAAAUGAAGCCACACAUACAGACUAUAACAGAAGAAGUGAUAUUCUCUCUAAUGUGCUACAAAGAUGAGGAUGAAGAGCUCUGGCAAGAGGAUCCAUAUGAAUAUAUCCGAAUGAAAUUCGAUGUAUUUGAGGAUUAUGCAUCCACUACAACAGCAGCACAGAAUCUCCUUUAUACUGCUGCAAAGAAGAGAAAAGAGGUAUUACCAAAAAUGAUGGCUUAUUGCUACCAGAUUCUGACAGAGCCAAACAUUGAUCCAAGGAAAAAAGAUGGAGCUUUGCACGUUAUAGGAUCCCUAGCAGAUAUUUUACUGAAGAAGAGUGUCUUCAAGGAUCAAAUGGAGCUGAUGUUACAGAAUCAUGUAUUUCCAUUGUUCAUGUCUAACCUGGGGUAUCUCAGAGCUAGAUCUUGUUGGGUACUUCAUUCAUUCAGUGCUUUGAAAUUUCACAACGAGCUAAACUUGAGGAAUGCAGUAGAGUUGGCAAAGAAGAGCCUGAUUGAUGAUAAGGAAAUGCCUGUCAAAGUAGAAGCAGCCAUAGCUCUUCAGACAUUAAUAAGCAACCAAGAGCAAGCCAAGGAAUAUGUGAAGCCUUAUGUAAGGCCAGUUAUGCAAGAGCUCUUGCACAUUGUUAGAGAGACGGAAAAUGAUGAUCUUACUAAUGUAAUCCAGAAGAUGAUCUGUGAGUACAGUCAGGAAGUAGCUACUAUCGCCAUUGACAUGACUCAACACCUGGCUGAAAUAUUUGGUAAAGUACUCCAGAGUGAGGAAUAUGAGGAAGUAGAGGACAAAACAGUUAUGGCCAUGGGCAUCUUGCACACAAUUGACACUAUCCUGACAGUUGUGGAAGAUCACAAGGAGAUAACUCAACAGCUCGAGAGUAUUUGUCUACAGAUCAUUGGCCUUGUUUUGCAGAAACAUGUUAUAGAGUUUUAUGAAGAAAUUCUCUCCUUGGCCUACAGCUUGACGUGCCAGAUGAUUUCACCUCAAAUGUGGCAGCUUUUAGGUGUUCUAUAUGAGGUUUUCCAGCAGGAUUGCUUUGAGUACUUUGCAGAUAUGAUGCCUCUCUUGCAUAAUUAUGUGACCAUUGACACUGAUACUUUACUGUCUAACCCAAAACACUUAGAAAUCAUUUAUGCUAUGUGUAAAAAGGUAUUAACAGGAGAUGCAGGAGAAGAUGCAGAGUGCCAUGCAGCUAAACUCCUAGAAGUAAUUGUUCUUCAAUGCAAAGGACGGGGUAUUGACCAGUGUAUUCCACUUUUUGUGGAGGCUGUUCUGGAGCGGUUAACUAGAGGAGUUAAAACAAGCGAGCUUCGUACCAUGUGUCUUCAGGUUGCCAUAGCUGCACUCUACUACAAUCCUGACCUACUUCUGCACACCUUAGAGAACAUCAGAUUUCCACACAAUCCGGAGCCUAUCACUGCACAGUUCAUAAACCAAUGGAUGAAUGACACGGACUGUUUUCUUGGACUCCAUGACAGGAAGAUGUGUAUAAUAGGACUGAGCAUCCUAAUGGAAUUGCAGAACCGACCGCCUGCAGUGGAUGCUGUGGCUGCCCAGAUUGUCCCUUCAAUCCUCCUCCUCUUCUUGGGCUUAAAACAAGUUUGCGCCUCACGGGAACUCACAGAACAUGAGGAUCAUGCUAAAGAUGAAAAACACGUUGCAGAAGAUAAUGAAGAGAUACCAAGUGAUGAGGAGGAGGCAAAUGAAGUGAGCCAGGUGAUGCAAGACAACCAUGGUGGAGGAGGAGGAGGAGGUGAUGGUGGAGGUGGAGAGGAAGAGGACGAAGAUGAUGAUGAUGAUGACGACUGGGAUGAAGAUGCAUUGGAAGAAACUGCUCUUGAAGGGUUCAGCACACCUCUUGACCUUGAAAAUGGUGUUGAUGAAUACCAGUUUUUUACACAAGCACUUUUAACGGUGCAGAGCCGAGACGCAGCCUGGUACCAUUCACUGACAGCACCGCUGAGUGAGGAUCAGAAGAAACAGCUGCAGGAAAUUUAUACAUUAGCAGAACACCGGCGAAAUGCUGCAGAGUCUAAAACAAUAGAACAACAAAGUGGCUACACAUUUGACAACAAAGGACUGAUCACAGCAUUUAACUUUGCUGGAAGUACUCCUGGUGGCAACUGAAGGAUCAGCUACAAAGGCCAAUGGGAAAGGUCUUAUUGUUACAUUGUCUUGAAAUCAUCGUGACUUCUGAGUGAUAGGGGAGAGUAAUUUAAUGCUGCUGAAGGUUUUCUGGAAAAUAGCAGUGUGCUUCCCCCACCAGAAUGCUUUUUCUAACCAGCUACUGUAAUGUACAAAUUCUUGUGGUGUUUUUAUAAUUUGAUGGACUGAAAGGAAACAUUUGUCCUCAAGGAAUCUGAAUGACUGGGAAGGGGCCAGGCUGCAUCUAAUUGCGUUGUACUUCUCAGGUUUUUGCUGUGCAGAAUUGAUAGAUUCAUAUGGAUAACAGUGCCUUCUGUUGUACAUGGAUUGCCCGAACAAAUGGAUUUUGGAGUGCAUUAUAAUUUUUUAAGUGUAAGGACAUUUCUUGAUACACUGUAAGCCUUGGUUCCAUGUUUUCCAGUCACCUGCUUUUUACUGCUCGGUUUAAUUGUUCUUUGGUUGCAUACACAUUGCUGGAUUCAGAAUAUUAUCUGAUCUUCCCUAUUUGGUGCAGACCAAAUUUGUAGAGGGAGGCAUCUGUUGGAGUUACAGAGCAUACACUGGUUACGUCAAAGGAUCAUAAUGAAAUUGCAGUUUUCCCUUGAUGCAGUAGUAUUAAAUUAUUUCUCUUAGCCAUGAAAUCAACUCGCUUAAGUUACGAUGGCAUGCACGGCAGGUGGUUACCCUAAAUCUACAUUGAUAUUACCUCCUGCCUGGACAAGUGUUGUGGCCCUUGCAUGUAGAUGUUCUACAUGACAACUUUUUAUUUCCACUAUUUUUGAUGAAUAUUGAAUUUUUCUUGGGAUUCUGUAAACCUCUUUUAUGGUUUUAUUCAUUCAUUACCAUUCCAGUGGUAGUACUGAAUAAUGUGGUACAAAAUAUUUACAAUACGUUAUUUAUCUUAAUAGAAGAAAAACAGCUCCAAACUUAUUUCUUCUUACUCUUACACUUCUGUGAUUGUAUUUCUGGUCUGCAUUCCAUUUGGCUCUUCUUGUCCCCUGCUGAGAUUUCAUUAUCUGCCAGAUUUCUUCCUAAAUUUCAAAGAAUGGUUUCUCAUAAAUUGAAACACAUAUAACAAGGUGUUUGUGAAUAUGUUCAUUUAGUGAGAAACUGACAACAGUACUAAUUUGAAUAGGUGCCCCUUCUUUAGAUCUAUUGGGAUCGCAGUGGUAUAGCCAAAAUAAGUAGGGGUGGUUUAGAAUGUGAAGUUUGGAUUUGAGAUAAAAUGUUGAGACCAGAUUUUGUCUAGUCUAGACAAAAGUGUUAAUUUCUUUAUGACUUAAAACUAUUUAAGCCCAUAGCGAUAAUGUAUUUCUUUAAAGCAGUGCCUCAACAGAGAAGUCAAAGCCCUUCCCAUACCCCCAUCAAGUUUAAAACAACUGUAGUGUUCAAACAACAGGUUGCUGGCCCUGCACUGUGCUGAACCUUUAUUUUUUUUAUAUGUCAGAGUAAUUGUAGUUUAGUCUGAUAAAUCUGCAGCACUCUAUACCUUGGCUUCUGGAAAAGGCUAAAGUGUCUCUGCCUGUUCAUUGCCCCAUCCCCUAGAAUUUCCUUCGCCUGGCAGCUGUGGGGCAGAAGGUUCCCUGCUGCUUUCCUUUUUCCUGCCCCGAUGUGUCAGACUCUUUCUGGUGCUGUUCUCUGCUGCUGCUUGCUUUGUUUUUUUUCUUUCUGCUCCCUGCCCCCCCUCCCCCAGUAGCUGCAGAGUGAAGUUAGCCUGGUUCAUGUAGGUUUUUCACUGCUGCUAGCCACUCAAUAGCAACAGUGAAAAUUUCUCUUUUAGAUCCGUUGAACAUAUGGGAACCUGAGAAUUCCGGGGUCUGUAUUUCCAAAAGGGAACAAUACAUUGAGCUGUGAUGGACAGGCUCUUUAAGCUCAAGCAACAGAGGGAUGGGACAUCCUUUGUUGGAAGGUCAGGCCACAGAAAUUAUAAGUCACUUUUGUUAAUUUAGGCCUGAGGGUGUAUUGACUGAGAUGGCUGGAAGGCAUUGCAUCCAGUUUGUUCAUGAGUUUCUCAGAAAUCAUAGAAGUUUUGAAAUCCUUUAUGAAUUUAAAAAAUGUUUUGGGGAAGUUAAGGACACAUGGACGAUCUCUCUUUUAGUGACAAACUGAAGUGGCAGGUAAACUGUUUAAGCCCUGUAUAAUUUUAUUUUUAAAAAAUGAGAUUGUCAAGUUGGGUUUCUUUCAAAGCCUUUUUUACACUGGCAUGCAGAGUAGAAGAGGGAUUUAUUUUUCUUCUGCUAAUGAGGUUGCUUGCACAGUCACAAGCUGAUAUUUAGGAGUUAAUGUGUUCAAGGAGAAAUCUGCUUUUGCAUAGCAGCAUCUUUGUGUCACUCAGCUGAACUAUGGCUGCUCCCUAGUUCUGCUUCUUGUAUACUUUUCAGAUCAACUGCCAAGAAAAUUUCAUCCAGAUGUUUCUUACAAGGGGUUUAAUCAGCAGCGUGGAGUCAGGAAUCUUUGUUGUCUGUUCUGCAGUGGGGGUUAGAGAUGUCUGAGGGAAUGGCAUGAAAAAAGGUUAAAUGCCCUUCCCUUCCCAGGAGACUCGUGAGCAAAUGUUUCUACUGGCAAAAGCAAAUGUUAAUUAUUUUAUUCCUUUUUUUGAACAGGGUUUUCAUCCAAAAAGAUUUAUUGGGCUCUAGCCUCCGCUUUAACAUACGGUUCUCUUUUAACAUGAUAAAUAUCCGUUUGUACAUGAUCAUAAAUAGGUAAUGGAUUUUAGGGAUUUCUUUCUGAGCUGUGUCCAGCUUUGUACUACAUUAAAGGGAGAGUAACACAAAUGUGCAUUACUGUCUCACUUUGAAGCCAAGGUGAUCAUGGAAUAUCAGAUACCAGCAUCAGCCAACCAAGCAGCGUGUAUUUGCCAUUGGAAGUACAGAAAAUCCUGACUGUAUUGUAAAAUAAAACAAAAGCUGAUAACUGCUGACCUAUGUUGCCCCAUGCCCACGUUCCCAAGGUGUGAGGGUGACUCAUAUGGGCACCAUGGGGGCUUUACAUAGGAAGUUAGCAUUAUGUAGGUUAUAAUCAUAGCAAAUGUUAACUUACAUAAGCUGCUUUUUCAGAAAAAAAUCAUCUGAUCCUGGGUAUUGAGUUGUAUAUGCUGUUUUGUCACUCUAGAAAGGAAAACAGGAAUCACCACGUGUUUUGGGUGCUUCUUUUUGCUCUCCCUCUUUCAAAGUUGAAAUACUUGGUUUGCUUUCAUGACAAAGCAAAAUCUUCAAUCAAAAAUGGCCAGCUCCAGGAAAAGUGCUGAACAUCAAGCUAAGGAAUAAGCUAAAUAAACCUAAACCCCAACAAUCCCCCAAAACCCACAGGUGCACAGUCUGAUUGAAAUAAAUGUGCUUUGGGAGUGUAAGUCAAAAUAUGUAAAGAAUGUUACCCAAAAUAAUACUGUGAGAUUCUUUGCUUCAGGGAAAGGGUGCCUGUGGGGUGUCAGAGAGACAUGAAAUGAACUGCUUUAGGACAUGCCCUUUGCCUGUGAAGUCCAGGCAGCUUGUGACUCUGGAUUCCAUCAUACGUUGUAGAGGAGAGAAGUAGGACAGUAGAGAUUUUGGGGCUUUUUUUUUUGGUAACUAUUAAGCAAGAGUCUGUCUUGAGACUUUCAUGAGCCAAAGGAAUUGUCGACAACAUGAAUGGUUAACUGUCUUUUGUUGCCAAAAUACUUUUCAGCUUUUUUUCUUCUGUUCUUUCUUUCUGUUAUCAGAUAUUUUAGGGGAUAUUCAAAAUACCUGUAAUGGUAAAGCUUAAACAAUUUUUUUAAAAUCCUGUUGUUCUUGAAGAAAUACAACUUAUCCAUUGCAUUUCUAUCUAGAGAACAAAGUCUCGUAUUUAACACAUGCAGACGAUACAGAACUACAAAAACCCCUCACUUGUGCCUGUGGUUUGAUGAGCCUUUCUGUGAUUUACUUCUUAAUAUGGGUACUUUGAAAUCCCCACACCUUGUACUGAAAUUUUUCCAAGGGAUAGGCAAAAGUGCACUAUGUAGUGGAGUACCCAGUCCUAGUUCUAAGAUAUACCCUAGUCAAUCUUUUGAUAAUGUUUGACAGUCUGGUGGUCAGUUCUUCAAGGAACUCCAUGUCUGAUCAAGGAUAUUCUUCAAGUCCACCAGACUCUGUAUCCUUGCAGUGGACAGAGAAUUGUAUUUCCCUCAUCACAGGAAGGCAUACAGCAGGCACGGCUAUCAACUUCUUGAUCUUAUGAGUGAAAAUAGCAUUCUUUUCUCUUGGAUGUCAAAUCUUACCCUAAAUGGAAGUGAUACAGUAGAGAUGGAUGUUCCCGGUUUGUUAAAGGAAGCCAGACGCUGUUCCAGAUACCAGAAAGUCUUAGCAUAAAGCCAUAUUGUAAAGAGGAUAUGUGAACAGGCCAAGCUGCUUGCUUUUGACACCUCUUCUGCUGUUUCUGUAAAACCAACCAAACAAAACCAAUGUAAGAUGAAAGAGAACUAAAGCAGUGCUUGUGCACUAGACAGGUAGAAACUUCCCUGGCCUGUGGACCCUAAUCCCAAUACUCCCUGCAAAUGCACUCAGAUACUUUUCAAAUAGAAUAUGCAGCAUCUGUGUGGAUAUCAGUACCCUGAAUCUGACAGCCAUUAAUGAGAGGCAAAGAGUGUUUUUUUUCUCUAACAGGAAACAUGCAUCCCUUUAAAAAGUCUGGGAACCUCUUGUCCUGGCUGAUGAGCAGUCACCGACAGGAGACACUCAGUGGGAUUACAGCCUUUUCUUAAAGGCUGUCAGCAUACCUCCUCCUAAAGGGCUGCCUAGAGUGCUCCAUGUCUAGGGAACUAACUGAUGAACGCUCCCCGACUAAAGAGUUUCGAGGAUCAGCAGUUUGGAGAGAAUCUGCAGGUGUAUGUAAUUGCGAUGAACUGGGAAAGCAUCCAUUUAAAUUGAGGUGAUGUGUUUGAUAUGAUCACAGAUCUGUAGUGUUCCUGAUGUUGGCUGGAUCUUCUCGAGGAGCAUCCAAGAACUUUGUUCCAUGACUUUCUCCAGGAAGAGAAUGUGCUUGGGCAGCCCCAAAUUUGGUGCAAUGCUUUGAACUUGGGAUCAGAAAGCAAUUUUGAUUACAAGCUGGUAGUUGUCCAUAUUAGAAAAAUGAAAGUGGUAUAUUAAUAGUAGGAUUCUCUUUAUAGGCUGCAUAGGGGUUCACAAUUUUAAGUGCUUGGCUACAUGUGUGGUGGGGUAGGAGAUGAACUUUCAGCUGCAUUGAUUGCUCCAAUGUCAAUACAACAGUGUCACCUCCAGGACUGCCCUGAGGUGAAUGGAGAGUGUUGGUCAGGGGCUGCCUGCUGCACCAUCCAGGAUUAUGUUAGAUGAAGUGAAAUGCAAAAACUGAAACGUUGCUUGAUAGUUGAAGCUGUUGAGCAACAUAAGUGUUUUCUGGAAAUGAGAUUUUAAUAUUAUCUUCAGUUAUGUUUUAAUUUUCAGGUUUCUUGCCCUUAUGCAAAAUACAAAAUUACCGUAUGACAUGGGCCUAUUGAUUUUUCACAGGACUGUUUACCAUCAAAGGUGUUUCUCCAAGAAUUGUUCCUCAUUUUUAGGUAUUUUCAACAUGUCUGUUGGUAAAGUUGCACAUAGCCCUCUUCCACUGCUUUCUAUGCACAGAGAUCUUGGAAAUGAACUUAAUGAAAGGAGGAAAAUCAGUGCUUUGAAAAGAACAGACUAGCAGACUAUGCAUAAGCAGGUUAUUUUUAGAAAACAGAACAACUAUGGUCUGUGCAGAAAAUUUGAAACAAUAAAUAUUUAUACAAAAGUGCAUGAGGUAAAGAAAUGAAUAUAAGACAAUAUAAGCAAGACUCUAUUCUUUGAUCACAGCUGUAAUGUUUUUUUUUCCAUUGCCAAACAAUGUGUGAAAAUUGCUUUUGAUUGCAUGUGCUGUUAGUAAUGUGCUUAACAUAAAUCAUCUGAAAUGUUUUUGGGCUCAAAAAGAGACCAAAGAGGCCAUGCAGAUUUCUUUUGAUAUGAAAGGCAAAGAUAUGAGCCCAUGCCUGCAGUGACUAGGGGGAGACCGCUAUGUGCUACAUUAGCAGAUUGAAUUGCAGGAUCAUCACCUUUGUAAUGAGCCUAAAAUAGUGAACUGUGGGUUGGCUUUGAGGGCAAGAAUUGACAAAUGCAAAACAUGCAUUGCUGACAAGAAGAACUUCUUCCUAGCUUAAAGAAUUCUGUACAGUGUUCUCUUAAGCUGUGCUGAAUUUGCUUCAAAAAUAGUAAUAAAUCUUAUUGCUUAGGUCGAAUGUUACAUCUGUUGUGUAUUUAUAUGGGAGGAAUAAUGUUUCUGAAAAAAAUGGAACAUGCCACCUA